Molecule: messenger RNA, 285 nt
Organism: Cetraspora pellucida
Lineage: Eukaryota; Fungi; Glomeromycota; Glomeromycetes; Diversisporales; Gigasporaceae
Source: the annotation of a GenBank genome assembly
AUGGCAUCUUUGACAUCCCAUUCAACAUGUCAUUCAACAUAUUCAACAUCCCAUUCAACAUCCCAUUCAACAUAUCAUAAUAUUAUUCAAUAUGCUAUUCAACAUAUCAUAAUAUCAUUCAUUCAAUAUGCCAUUCAACGUGUCGUUCAAUCAACAGCAUUCACAUAUUUGGUCGAAUGGCAGCUGAAUGAUGCCAUUCGACAUGUCGAAUUUGAAAAAUUAAUCAUUCGAAGAGGUAGUGUUCUAAAAGUAGAUAACAACCAAUCAGAAGGUUUUUCAAUUUAA